Molecule: messenger RNA, 4876 nt
Organism: Esox lucius (northern pike)
Lineage: Eukaryota; Metazoa; Chordata; Actinopteri; Esociformes; Esocidae
Gene: gucy2d
Product: guanylate cyclase 2D, retinal
Exons: 20
Coding region: 538-3939 (1133 amino acids)
Biological process (GO): receptor guanylyl cyclase signaling pathway; protein phosphorylation; intracellular signal transduction
Molecular function (GO): guanylate cyclase activity; protein kinase activity; ATP binding
Source: RefSeq, a predicted model, not a curated record
CCCUUCCCAUCACCUGUUCACUCUCACAAAUCAGUGUAGAGGUCUUUUACCACACUAAGUGAAACUCACCCUUGUUCUUACGUCCCCCUACGUCCCUUUCUCCUAGGUUUGGGGCAGGUCCCAGUCCAGAACAGAGGCAGUGACUACCAGGACUAAAUUACAGGAAGCCUGUGGAUUUAGGAGAUUUUUUCAAGCAAGAGGAUUCUAAAAUCUCAAAGGAAAGAUGUAAAAGAUUGAUUAGAAAAUUCUGAAUUUUCCUCCUUGGAUUACUUUUUCUUUUAUAUUCCUAUCUGAAGAUACUGCACCUGCUUUACUGUUGAAUUUAAUCUGCUUGUCACCUGGAUCUCUGCCAUUCAGAGACAGACAGCAUCAUUAUGGAAUUGCUAUAGACAAACUACUCCAGGGAUGUCUGGGAGUCCAGUGAGAACCUUCCCAGCUCUGGGCUAGUGAUUCACAGAGUGCUAGUUGGAAGAAUUCUUCUUCCAUCAGUUUCAACUCAUCCGUGUUUAAUUCUCUUGACGAAAGCCUUGUGGAACAAUGGCAGCUCACAGAAACUCUGGUUUCCUCCUCAAUCUCUCCCACCACCCACGAUGGACACAAGAUCCUUCAGUUAGAGAGAGAAGGAGACAAAGAAGGACAGAGGAUACAGACACAAUGAACAGUAGGACCCGCGUGUUGUCAUCUGUGGUGCUACGUUCAAGAAGCUGGUGGGGUGACUGGUUGGUGUUGUCCCUCCUAAUCACUGUUUAUAUACCCUGUGCGGCCUGGGGCACCACAUUCACUGUGGCCAUAAUUGGGCCCUGGACAUGUGACCCUAUGUACUCCAAAGCCCUCCCUGACCUGGCUGCCCGCCUGGCCACCGCGCGCCUCAACCAUGACCCCUACACUAAGAAAGGCUACUGGUAUGACUAUGCUCUGGUCAACGAGGACUGUAAAACAUCACGUGCCCUAGCCCGAUUCACUGCUCUGGAAAGCUACGGCUCUGCUUUCCUCGGCCCAGCAAACCCAGGCUACUGCUCAUCGGCUGCCCUGUUUGCAAAAAACUGGAAUAAGCCCCUCUUGUCCUGGGCCUGCCUGAAACCCAACAUGGAGGAAGGACAGUAUCCCACCUUUCAUCGGCCCUUGCCCCUGUCCUCCCGGGUUCUGUUCACUGUCUUGCGAUAUUUCCGCUGGGCCCAUGUGGUCAUUUUGACAUCAGAGGAUGACCUUUGGGAAGCUACAGGGCACGAGCUGGCUGCCUCUCUCAGGGCCCUGGGUUUGCCGGUCAGCAGCGUGAUCACCAUUGAGUCGGACAAGGAGGGGCCCACAAAGGCAUUGAAGAUGAUUAGGGAGUUAGACCGUGUCAGAGUGGUCAUCAUGUGCAUGCACUCAGCUUUGAUCGGUGGUGAGACCCAGUAUCAGCUCCUAACUGCUGCCUUCAACACACGUAUGAUAGAUCGUGGCUAUGUUUUCAUCCCCUAUGACACCCUCACAUACUCGCUGCCCAAAGGAACAAACCUUCAUGCCCUGACUAAUGAUAGCUUGUUGAGAAAAGCUUACGAUGGAGUGCUCACCAUCACCAUGGAUUCUGGCGAGAACACUUUCUAUGAGAACUUCAAAAAUGCUCAGGAGAAAUUUGAGAUCCGCACCAGCACUCCCCCAGAGCAGGUGUCACCUUUCUUUGGCACAAUCUACAACAUGAUAUACUACAUGGCCUAUGCAGUGGAGAAGAGUCGCAUGGCAUCGGGACGCUGGGUGGAUGGGGAGACCAUGCUUGAGAGCGAUGGAGGGGUUGAAUUCGAGGGCUUCAACCAGCACAUCUCAUCUGACGAAGAUGGGUUGGGGAUGCUGGCUCGUUAUGUGGUUCUGGACUCGAAUGGGGGUGACGAACUCUACAUGACACACACUCUGGAGGCCCCUCACACUGUUGGCAAAUACGGGACUGUCAAGUACAAUGGCCGCUCCAUCCACUUUGCAGGCAGUACACCCAGCAAAGACUCUCGCUGCUGGUUCAGCCCAUAUAUCACCUGCCGCUGGGGAAUGGAUGCAGGUACUCUCCUCUUUCUGUUGGUUCUGUUUUGUGGGUUGGUUGGAGGUGCAGCUGCCUACUAUAGCAAAACUGGUGACUUGUUUGGAAUGGGCUCUGGAGGACCAGGGAGCGUGCCCUUAAAAAUAAUCUUGAAUCUGGACGACCUGAUCUUCAUCAAUACACAGACCAGCAAAAGGAAACUGAAUGAAGACAGUAUGAUGAAGAGUCAGCUGGAUGUGAAGACCCCUCGCCACUCCGUGUCAGGACGCAGCUACUUUGCCUCUACACCUGACUGCUCCAGUGUCGCUGUGUUCGAGGGAGACUGGGUUUGGUUGAAGAAAUGUCCCAGUGGAAACAGCGUGACAAGUAUCAAUAAUAACACUCAGUGUAUUUUCACCCGGCUCAGGGACAUGCGGCAUGAGAAUCUCAACCUGUUCCUUGGCCUGUUCUUUGAUUCUGGGAUCUUUGGUAUUGUGACAGAACACUGCACCAGGGGCAGCUUGGAAGACCUUCUCAACAAUGAGGAAAUGCGCCUUGACUGGAUGUUCAAGUCCUCCCUGUUGAUGGAUCUAAUCAGGGGAAUGAAAUACUUGCACCACCGUGGUGUUAUCCAUGGGCGUCUGAAGUCCAGAAACUGUGUGGUGGACGGACGCUUUGUGCUGAAGGUGACUGAGUAUGGCUUCAACGAGAUCAUAUUGUCCCAGAACAUUGAGUUUCAUGAGGGCAGGCCUGAGGAUCAACUUUGGACGGCUCCUGAGCUGCUGCGGGACUCCAAGCAGAGGCAGAGUGGAACGUUCCUUGGUGAUGUCUACAGCUUUGCCAUUGUUAUGCAGGAGGUCAUCUCCCGUUCUGCUCCCUUUUGCAUGCUGGACAUGCCUCCCAAGGAGAUCAUUAGCAAGUUGAAAUCCCCCCCACCACUGUGUCGGCCCCAUGUCUCUGUGGAUGAGGCUCCGCUGGAGGUGAUUCAGGUCAUGAAACAGGCCUGGAGUGAGGAGCCAGAAAAAAGACCAACCUUUGAAGAGAUCUUCAAACAGUUUAAGAGUAUAACCAAAGGGAAGAAGACCAACAUCAUAGAUUCCAUGCUACGCAUGUUGGAGCAGUACUCCACUAACCUUGAGGACCUGAUCAGGGAGAGGACAGAGGAGCUGGAGGUGGAGAGAAAGAAGACUGAUAACCUGCUGGCCCAGAUGUUGCCCAGGUCUGUGUGCCUGGCCCUGAAGACGGGCAAGCCUGUGAAACCAGAACACUUUUCUGAGGUCACUCUGUACUUCAGUGACAUUGUGGGCUUCACCACCAUCUCUGCUCUCAGUGAGCCCAUUGAAGUAGUAGACUUACUCAAUGACCUCUACACACUCUUCGAUGCCAUCAUUGGGCAGCACGAUGUCUACAAGGUGGAGACCAUCGGAGAUGCCUACAUGGUAGCCUCUGGGGUUCCAAACCGGAACGGUAGACGCCAUGCGGCUGAAAUGUCAAACAUGUCCCUUGACAUCCUGCACUGUAUUGGAACCUUCAAGAUGAGACACAUGCCUGACGUUAAAGUCAAGAUCCGUAUCGGUCUGCACUCUGGCCCUGUGGUAGCAGGAGUGGUUGGUCUGACGAUGCCUCGGUACUGUUUGUUCGGAGACACAGUCAACACGGCUUCUCGGAUGGAGUCCACAGGAUUGCCUUACAGAAUUCAUGUCAACCAAAGCACAGUCGAUAUCCUGCAUGAACUGAAACUGGGCUACAAAAUAGACACCAGGGGCAUGACAGAGCUGAAGGGGAAAGGAAUUGAAAACACAUAUUGGUUGGUUGGGAGAGCUGGGUUUGACAAGCCACUGCCCAUACCACCUGACCUUACUCCAGGGGCAAGCAACCAUGGGAUAAGUUUGGAAGAGAUUCCUGCCGAUAGAAAACAGAAAUUCCUUGACCGACAGGCAAAGAAUAAGUAGCCUGCAAGAUUGUGUUGCCCAGUCCUCUACCAAAUGUUUGGAGUAAACAAGAGUUGAGGUGAAUAGAGCAGGUUGAUUAGGAGGAUGGGUUAAGGAUGUCUGACAGACGUUCUACUGCAUUACCCCAUGUGUCCUGUCAACAGUGCUGAUACACAUUGCACAAAAAAGCCAAAGUCGGAGAGACACUGUCUUUAGCACAUUACAUUGAUUGCACAGAGCAAAAAUGUGUUUAAAUAGGGGGAUUAAAACUAGAGUUAAUGUGGGAAAUAGGAGGGAUAACUAACAUAAUGAACAAAAUACCAGGUAUAUUGAUGAAGAUGUCACUGAGAAAUGGGAAGAUCACUGGACAAACAUGGGAAGGGAUGGACUUUUGGCUUAAUAAACCCUGUGAAGUGUGUAAUACUGAAUGUACUGUAUUUCUACUGUCUCUUUGCUUUGUAGAAAUUUUGACAGGUUUAAUUUCAAAACCCCAAGGGUGAAAGGUAUUCAUAAACCAUUAUAUGACAUGGGUAUAUUAAAAUGUAGCACAAACUGCAAUGCAUCGGCCCUGCUAUAUUUCAGUUUGGUACAGCGUUUCCUCUUUAUGAGCAAUCUUAGGAGAAGUGUAUUUCCUUACAGGUAGAAUGUAGGCUGUUGAUGAAACUGGUCCAAUACAUUAUCUGCUUUUUUAUUUCCUUAUUGUUCUGCUUCACUCAUUAAAACUGUGUAAUUUAUUGAAUGAAUACUGAGAAAUCUCAAAGAAUUAUUGUACCCAUACAUUAUUCAUUUAUUCUUAUAAGUAAAUGCAUUGGAAAAACAUUGUUCCCAGAAAUUUAACUUUACUACAAUGUAUUUAAAUGUUUCUCCUUAAAAUGAUCUCUCAAAAAUUAUACUUCAUGCUAUCAUUGUAUUGGUUUUUUCUUAUUAAAUACAAUGCAGAUUUGUAUGUAUAGAAACA